AUGAAUUCUUACUCGGAGGGGCGGAGGCAGGGGUCCAGGGGGAGGAAGGAGAGGGAGGAGUGCUGCUAUUGUUCUGCUCUCCUCUUCUGGAGUAUACUUCAGUUCCUCUUUUUGGCAGACGUCUCUCUUUGGCUCUGUGCUCUGAGUCUGCUGGUGCAGGUGGCGCGGUGCUCGGCCACAUGUUCAGAGCCGUGUAGAGUAUACAGAGGCUACAGAGUCAGGAAAGACUACAGACAGAGUCGACAAUGGACUGGACAAACCACACCUGAAAGAAGAUCCUCCAGCAGUCACCUCCCAGUUGAAAAGGAUGUCUCUGUCAGAGCCAACGCGGACAGCAGAGAGGAUAGCUCCAGUGACGUGCCUGUGCUGAAGAGAGACAAACAGUGUGACAGCGGAGAGCGGCCCGCACUGAGCAAGCAGGGUCCAACGGUAAAGCUACAUCACCGUUCCCCUCGGCGAAGAGGACAGCAGCCCAAGCUCCUGAACAGCCCGGAAGACAGUCUUUAUUACAACCAUCUCAACAGAAGUCUGGAUUAUCAGGGGAGCAAGAGGAAACCCAGAAAACUGGGGCAAAUCAAGCUUCUGGAUGGAGAGGAUGAAUAUUAUCAGUUACUGUCUGCUAUAGAGGCCGUCCCUGAGGAGGAGCUUGUAUCUGGCUCCUCCCACAUCCCAAAGGCUGCUCCGCCCACUGUCCCUCCCAUUAUCUCAUCCAGAUGAGCUGAGCUCCGCCCAGCACUCGGAGGCGUGCUGACAGUCGAGAACAUGAAAAGUUCGGCUCUGACCUGUCCGAAAGAAGCCUUAAAAAAAAUCUACAAACUCACUGUUGACGCUUUCAUCAAAAACUCAGAGACAAUGCUGCCAUGCUGUCAGAAGACAUCCAUUAGAGUGCAUCGAGACCAAACUCUUGUAGAUUUGAUUGGUAUGUUGUAAUAUAUGCAUGUGAUUUGAUUGGGCUUUUCAAUAACCCCUUAAAGCCUACGGUUUUUUGGCUUUUAAAUUAUUGACAUGAUCAAAACUUUGCUGAAAACCUGUUUUCCGUGCCUUCGGUCAUCUAAAGGAUUGUUCAAACUUUUUCAGCAAGUAAAAGGCCGUUUAAUGCGUCUGUAGAACCUCCCCCCUUCACCUCAUGGUUCCUUUUUAGUCUUAAAUCUUUGAUAUAAUGUAGGAAUUACUUUAAAUUGUUAGUAAUAUUUCGAAAUCAACGCUUGUUGUACCGAAAUUGCUUAGGUGUUUUAUUCGAUUAUCCAUGCAUUAGUUUUAGAAAAGUCAUUUUAAAAUGUUUUAGAUACGAUAAAACAGGCUUUUAAGCAACAUGAUUUACAUCACAACCAAUCAAAAAUUACACAGUUAAAUCUGUGCAUUUAUA
Puntigrus tetrazona (Sumatra barb) is the source of this 1366-nucleotide messenger RNA. RefSeq names its product myosin-IIIb-like. The coding region runs from base 1 to 717 and encodes 238 amino acids. NCBI's taxonomy places the organism in Eukaryota, Metazoa, Chordata, Actinopteri, Cypriniformes, Cyprinidae. The transcript has 9 exons. The record is from RefSeq and is a predicted model, not a curated record.